This is a messenger RNA of Archocentrus centrarchus (flier cichlid), 2202 nucleotides long. It is a transcript of the gene map3k8, whose product is annotated as mitogen-activated protein kinase kinase kinase 8. Gene Ontology annotation, biological process: protein phosphorylation. The record is from RefSeq and is a predicted model, not a curated record. Lineage: Eukaryota; Metazoa; Chordata; Actinopteri; Cichliformes; Cichlidae. Gene Ontology annotation, molecular function: ATP binding; protein kinase activity.
ACUGCGCGUCCUGCUCCCCACGUGAACCUUUCAGUCAUGAACGAGCUGCUCACUUACACAUCUCAAGUCAGCACGGAAACUAUCCAUAAACUGACCUCCUGAUGUUUGAUUUUAGAUGGAGCUGGACAAACGGAGCAUCACGAUGGAUUACAAAUAUGAUACAGGAAUAGACCCUUUGGCUCACAUGAACGUAGAGGACAUUAUCAACGCUGCAGAGACUCUUUAUCGGCUUGAGGAAGAGGAAAGAGAAAUAUUAUCAUUCGAAGACGAAGAAGGGCUCUCCCAGGAGGAGAUGGAUGAGAAUGAGGAGGCAGGGGAGGGGGUGGGUUUGGGGAGUGAGCAGAAGAACUAUGCUGAUGGGGUUGGUGGUGUUCGAUACGGGACGGUGACAGACCUCCUGUCCUUUGUCAACCUCCUGUCCAGCAUGCAGGCAGCAGCCCUGCCAAACCUGGCGGAGGAGAUGGGUGUCCUCCUGAAUAAGAAGGACAUGGCUGUGAAAAAAGGCCGGUACCAGAUCAACAUGGAUGUGCUGCUGUUUCCAUGGAAAUUGACCUACAAGAAUCACGGAUCUAGCCUCGUGCCUAAGGGCUCAUUUGGAAUCCACGUGGCUCAGGACACAACCGCCACCAGGAAGAGAAUGGCCUGCCAAACUGGUGAGUCUUCCUGAAUCCCCAUGGAGAACUUUAAAGCAGCUGAUGUAGAGUUCCAGGCCCGCUUCCGCCAUGAGAACAUCGCCGAGCUGUACGGCGUUCUGCUCUGGGACCAGAGCGUCCACCUGUUCAUGGAGGCGGGCGAGGGCGGCUCUGUCCUGGAGAAGCUGGACAGCUGCGGACCAAUGAGAGAAUUCGAGAUCAUCUGGGUGACCAAGCAAGCCCUGCGUGGCUUGGAGUACCUGCACUCACACAACGUCAUUCACCACGACAUCAAACCCAGCAACAUUGUUCUGAUGUCAGACAAAGCAGUUCUGGUGGAUUUUGGUCUGACGGUGCAGAUGACAGAGGAUGUAUACAUUCCCAGAGAUCUGAGAGGAACAGAGAUGUAUAUGAGUCCAGAGUUGGUUCUGUGUCGAGGACACAGCACCAAGACGGACAUCUACAGCCUGGGCACCACCAUCAUUCACAUGCAGACCGGUAGUCCUCCCUGGGUCAGGAGAUACCCACGCACUGCCUACCCAUCCUACCUCUACAUUAUCCACAAGCAGGCCCCGCCUUUGGAGGACAUAGCAGAGGACUGCAGCCCAGCCAUGCGCUCCUUCCUGGAGCGAGCCCUAGAGAGGAACCCUGCACUGCGGAGCUCAGCAACUGAGCUGCUCAAGGAUGAAGCUAUCAACCCGCCCAGAGAGGAUCAGCCACGCUGCUGGAGUCUCGAUUCAGCCCUGGAGGAAGCCACCCACACCUUGCUACGGCAGCAGAGCCAGCACCAUGACACCACACAGGAAUCUUCUCUUUACUCUGAAGAUUCUGGCCACAUCAGGAGGAAGGGCUCGUUGUACAUUGACCUAGGGGCCUUGUCAGGUUACUCCAAACUGGUGACAGGACCCCCGUCCUCUGAAUAUGGCUAACAAUGACCAGAUAACACCAUUUAUAUGGCUGAACUGUUGUUGAAGCCAACUGCUUAUUUGGUUCUUGAGUUGAGACUCGUGGACAGCUAUAGCAACUCAUAAUAAAGUAAAAGAGCCAGGAUGGCUUGGAAUGAAUGGAUCUAGCUCAGCCUGAAAUGGAAAACACCGCAGGACAGUGUUUGGAUGCAUUGUGAAUAAAUAAGCAUUAUACUCUACAUAUAAUUUAACACCCUUCCUUGGGGUACUUUAUUUCAGUGCGGGAGGUCGCAGUAAUAAAUGCAUGCUGUUUUCUUUUCUCCCUGAAACCAUCGGACAGAAGUUAUUGUAUCAGUUGUGUUAGUUAAAGUGUAAGCUGUGUUUUAAAGUAUGUGUGUAAGCAUGUAUGACAUGUAGUCCUUUGUGGACUUCCUCCCGUUCAUUCCUGUGGAAUGUUGUUGGCAACACUGCGCUUUGCAAAUGAAGCUUCUGUGGAAUGAAUGUGAUGUGGUUUCUGUUGUGUACAUCCAGUGAGAUGAGGCGUGCUGUGCUUCUUACUGAAAGAAAAACAAUUGAUUUACUUCUGUUUUCUUGAGUAUUAAGCUUAGAAUUUACCCAGAGUUUAAAAAUGUGUCAUUCUGCAAUAAAUGCAAUGAACUCAAAAA